AUGCUGCUUAACUCCUUUUUGGACGACUCCGAUGUCGGUAGCGACGACGAAGGGUUCGAUAUAGAUUUCGCUGAGCUUCCAAACCGCAGAUUAGCUCCUGAUGAGCAGCAACAGUUUCUGGAGUGGGCAAACAGGAACAUCCAGCAAGAGAUAGCCCAGUUCGUGGCCCCGCCUUCAUCUAACCGAAUCGCCAGCGAAUCGUUCGCCCAAUUACUCAGUUCUUCGGACGACGACGACGCGGACUUGCUGCCUCCCGUGAAAAAGUCUAGGUUUGAUGCUUUGGUCGAUUCGGAUUCAGAGUACGAUUCGAACAGUGAUGCUGAUUCGGAUCUGCCUGAUGUCGAUCCCACCAGCCCCGUAUAUCUGAAAGCUGCUGCGUCGAAAAUAAGAAAAGUGAGGGCUGCAGUUGAUACAAAAAUGAGUACACAGAAUGAGGAGGGUGAUGGUCUGCUGGAGCUGUCGAAAAAACUGGAAAACAGCUCAAUCAGCACCUGGUACGAGCAGGACAACUGUAUAAGUACUCUGGAUGCUCAGAAAAGAUGGGACAACAGUAUCAAAUCGAACGAGACACCCCCACAACCAGCAGUAUUACCUUUCACGGAGCAGGGAUCAGCGUUGGUCGGGACCUACAAAAUCGCCUCCAUCAACUCGCUUUGUAUCAUCUGUCGCGUGCACAUCCUUUCCCUCUGUCCUGUUUGUGAUGCAGAAUUCACAGAACCCUGCACGGCAACGCUGGGCAGCUGCAACCAUGUUUUUCACACCCAUUGCAUCACAAAGUGGCUCUCUCAGUCUAACCGCUGUCCCAUAGACAAUAGCGAGUGGGCUCUUGACAGAGUUUGCAGCCCGCCUGUGGACCCAACCUUUGUUAGUUAA
Messenger RNA from Wickerhamiella sorbophila, 873 nucleotides. Its product is annotated as RING-box protein pip1. Gene Ontology annotation, molecular function: zinc ion binding; cullin family protein binding; ubiquitin protein ligase activity. Gene Ontology annotation, biological process: protein ubiquitination; ubiquitin-dependent protein catabolic process. Gene Ontology annotation, cellular component: nucleus; cullin-RING ubiquitin ligase complex. NCBI's taxonomy places the organism in Eukaryota, Fungi, Ascomycota, Dipodascomycetes, Dipodascales, Trichomonascaceae. The coding region runs from base 1 to 873 and encodes 290 amino acids. The transcript has a single exon. The record is from RefSeq and is a predicted model, not a curated record.